AUGAAAAGUAAGUCUAAUGAAGCUUUUAGACCUGUGUUUGAGAAUAGACCUACUACCUGCAGUAGGAUUUCAAUUAAAUUUAUUUAUCUAAUCUCUACAAAUACUUUUAUAUGUAAAUUAACUCUAAAUAAUUAUGACGAAAGAUGCUAUUAUUAUAAUUCUAUUUGUUUGUAUGUAUCAUAUUAUAUUUUUAGCACUACUCAAAUAUGAGAUAUUUAUUGAAAGUAAAAGUGAUGAGUUCUGCCAAUUAUAUAAUACCUUAUAUAUUCUUUAAUCAAGUGGGUAAGGAUGUUAUUCAAUAUAAAUGA
This is a messenger RNA of Paramecium primaurelia, 308 nucleotides long. The record is from the annotation of a GenBank genome assembly. Lineage: Eukaryota; Ciliophora; Oligohymenophorea; Peniculida; Parameciidae.